AUUGCAUGGGAAUAAAGCAGAGAUGCUGCUCUCAGCCUACCCAACACCAACGGUCGUCUCCUCUUCUUCUUCCCCGCUUCUCGAUCUCAAGAACUGCAAAAGUUUCAGGAAUCUUCGCCAACUCCAUGCCGUUGCCUUUAAGACGGGUCAAAUCACUGACCCCCUCAUCGCCGCUGAGGUCCUGCGAUUCGCAGCUAUCUCUAGUAGCCGUGACCUCGACUACGCUCUCUUGGUGUUCGAAGAAAUGCCCCAACCGAACAUCUUCUCCUGGAACACCAUCUUCCGUGCCUUCUCUGAGAGCGACGAAGCUCCUCUCCAGGCCAUAUUCCUCUAUAUACAGCUGCUGCAUAGCGAUCUCUCUGUACCUAAUCGUUACAGCUACCCAUCACUUUUCAAAGCUUGCGCUAGAGUGUCGGCCAUUGAAGAAGGUGAGCAGAUUCACUGUCAUGCUAUAAAACUUGGGUUUUUCAGAGAUGGUUUUGUUCUCACCAAUUUAACGCGCCUGUACGCUCUCUGUGGAAGAAUGGAGGAUGCUCAGAAAUUGCUUAAAAAGAGCUGUUUGCAACCUGGCAGUGAGGCGGAUGCAGUGCUUCACAACAUCUUGAUUGAUGGAUACUCUAAAAUUGGGAUGAUUUCUAUUGCCAGGCAACUGUUCGAUGAAAUGUGUUGCAGAAGUUUGAUAUCUUGGAAUGGGAUGAUAUCAGCAUAUACAGAAGCGGGACUUUUCAGAGAAGCAGUAGAUGUCUUCUCCAUGAUGCUUGUGAAUGGUGCAAGGCCCAAUCAUGUCACGUUGAUAACUGUUCUCCCUGCAAUAUCUAGGCUUGGUUCUCUAGGACUUGGAAAAUUGGUUCAUGCUUACGCUGCAAAGAAUGAAAUUGAGAUCAAUGAUGUCUUGGGCUCGGCUCUUAUCGACAUGUACAGCAAGUGUGGGAGCAUCCAAGCCGCCAUUCUUUUGUUCGAAGCCUUGCGAAAGGAAAACUCCGUCAUCUGGAGCGCACUAAUCGGAGGACUAGCCUUGCAUGGCCAAGCUCAUGAUGCCAUCCAUCAUCUCCACUUAAUGGAGCAGGCCGGUUUGAUCCCUACUGAUGUUGUCUUCUUAAGCGUUCUCAAUGCUUGCAGCCAUGCCGGGUUGGUCAAGGAAGCUGAGCUUUACUUCAAAAGAAUGGUGACCAUUUAUGAACUGAGGCCUAGAAUUGAGCACUAUGGAUGUAUGGUCGAUGUGUUCGCUCGUGCUGGGCUCGUAGAAGAAGCCGAAGAGCUCGUGAAUAACAUGUCAAUGAAGCCUGAUGAUGUGAUCUAUAAAGCUUUGCUUGCAGCUUGCAGAAUAUUUGGUAAGCUUGAAGUUGGGGUGAGAGCGGCAAUUCGUCUCCUCGAACUCGCUCCAACUGCUGGUGAUUGUUAUGUUCUUCUAUCAAACUUCUAUGCUUCUUUGGGAGAUUGGGAAGCUGUUGCUGAACUGAGGCUGAGGAUGAAGGAGCUUGAAAUUAGAAAGAAUCCUGGCUGUAGUUGGAUUGAAGUUGAUGGCAGAAUCAAUGAGUUUUUUGUGGAAGAUUAUUCCCAUCCAAGAGCAAAAGAUAUACUUUUGAAGCUGGAGGAGAUGGCGGGCGAAUUGCACAAAGAAGGUUAUGUGGCAGAUAAAAGAGGAGUUUUGCUGAAGAUUGAUGAGGAAGAGAAGGAUUGUAUGGUUUUAUAUCAUAGCGAGAAGUUUGCUGUUGCUUUUGGGCUUAUCAGCACUAAGCCCGGGAUGCCACUGAGAGUGAUGAAGAACCUUAGAGUGUGUGGAGACUGCCAUGAAUUUUUAAAGCUGGUUUCCAAGGUUUAUGGAAGGAGGAUAAUUGUGAGGGAUCGCCGUCGGUUCCAUCAUUUUGAGAAUGGAUGCUGUUCUUGCAGGGAUUACUGGUGACAACAGAUUGAAAGAUUGAAUUUUUAUGGAGGUUGUUAAUUCAAAAUGGUUCUUUUCCUCAUGGAGAUCAAUCAAGUUGCUUUUUUGAAGCUUCAAAUCUUGCUGAUUUUGAUGCGAGAUGAAACAUCUUUAGUAUGGGAAGUCUCAAUGUCUGUAGUUUCAUCUUCAUAACUGUUUUUUGCUCUAAUAAUCCACUUGUCUAACACAUAGAAUUUGAUAUUUACACUUGCACCAGUUCUGUGUC
Messenger RNA from Phalaenopsis equestris, 2147 nucleotides. RefSeq names its product pentatricopeptide repeat-containing protein At5g48910. Gene Ontology annotation, molecular function: zinc ion binding; protein binding; RNA binding. Lineage: Eukaryota; Viridiplantae; Streptophyta; Magnoliopsida; Asparagales; Orchidaceae. Gene Ontology annotation, biological process: RNA modification. The record is from RefSeq and is a predicted model, not a curated record. The transcript has a single exon. Bases 23 to 1903 code for a protein of 626 amino acids.